This is a messenger RNA of Clonostachys rhizophaga, 633 nucleotides long. NCBI's taxonomy places the organism in Eukaryota, Fungi, Ascomycota, Sordariomycetes, Hypocreales, Bionectriaceae. The record is from the annotation of a GenBank genome assembly.
AUGAGUCAAAGCGAGAAGCUCGAGGCCAUCGCCUCCCAGGCCAAGAACAUACCGGGCAUUGAACCGGUCAUUAAAGCUCUGGAAAACUUCACCAAAGACUUCAAGCCAGAGUCGGCCGUGCAGAUCGGCGACAAGUUCCCCAGCUUCAGCCUCACCGACGCCACGGGCAAGCAGGUCUCGAGCGAGGACCUCCUCGCCAAGGGCCCUCUCCUCAUCACCUUCUACCGCGGCCAGUGGUGCCCCUACUGCAACGUCGCCCUUCAGUUCCUGCAGCGCCACCUCGACAAGUUCAGCGCCCGCGGCGUCACCCUCGUAGCCCUGACCCCCGAGCUGCCGGACAAGAGUCUCAGCACGACGGAGAAGAACGAGCUCAAGUUCCCCGUGCUGACCGACCUUGGCAACGGGGUCGCAAGGAAGCUCGGGCUCAUCUACAACCAGUCAGCUGCGAGGGAGUUCUACGCCCAGCAUGGCAUCAACUUGAAGGAGCAUAACGGGGACGACUCGUUCGAGGUGCCGGUUCCCGCGACGCUGCUGGUGGAUAGCUCGGGUAUCGUCCGUCAGAAGUAUGUGGAGCCGGAUUUCCGCAAGAGGAUUGAGCCCAAGCUCGCCCUGGAGUGGAUUGAUUCCCUAUAG